This is a messenger RNA of Drosophila busckii, 7469 nucleotides long. It is a transcript of the gene hob, whose product is annotated as protein KIAA0100. The record is from RefSeq and is a predicted model, not a curated record. NCBI's taxonomy places the organism in Eukaryota, Metazoa, Arthropoda, Insecta, Diptera, Drosophilidae.
ACAGACGCCCAUAAACGCUAAAAAGUAAAAAAAAAUUGUUUUUAAAUUUGAAGUGAUUAUAAUUGGGUUAAUCAAAUGAUUAAACGUGCAAUGGUAUAAAGGCUGUGAAUAUGUUGCUACAGUUGCUAAUUUUUUGUUUACUGUUAUUUCUCUUUAUUUAUUGGAUUUUGCCCACUGGCAUAAGUUGGUAUCUGAUCAAACGCUUUCGGGUCAAAGUGCGCAUUGGCCGAAUUUCGUUGCCCUAUUUAUCGCUGAAGAAUGUCCACAUCAGCAAAAGUGGUUUCUCGGUGCAAAUCGAAGAGGUGUGCUUACGCAGCAGUUUCUUCACCACCGACGUCACUAAACUGCUGUCCAUUUAUAUACGAGACAUACGCAUCAACAAAGACAUACACAGCAGUCGCCAGGAUGAGCUCAACGAUGUUGGUUACCUUGAGCCGCGCGCCCAACAAAAGGAGGCGCGCAACGUGCCUGAUUUUCGGCAAACUAAAGUGCCCGCCAGCAUCAUCACCUUCGCGCAGUUUAUGGCUGUGCACGUAAAUAACAUAUCCGUGGUGCUGAUGAACAAUGACUUUGAUCCGGGCUGGUUUAUACAUGCCACCGCCAAGGAGCUGCAUCUGGAUGGUAGCAUUGUUCAAAAUGCACGCGUGCUGCUUGUCAAUGCCGCACUAACCGAGGCGCAAGCCAAGAUGCUGCGCCACUGCAACGCCAGAAGACAAUCUUUGGAAAAUUUAAACAAAAUACGCCCCUGCCUGGGUGAGGUAAGUUUCGACGUGGCAUUGGACGCCUCGCUUUUUGCGCAGGGGCCACUCUCUAUGGAUACGCUGCGACUGGUCAUAAACAACUGCAAGUCAGUGAUACAUGGCGGCCUCUACGAGUUUCUCAGCGAAGCCAAGCAACGCACAAAGCCAGGACAAGUGCCAAAGCUGCGCAAGUCACGUAGUUAUGACAAUGAGAGCUAUGAGAAGCUGGCACCUUUAAUACCCAAGAACUUUAACUUCAGCAUUAAGGCAGCAACAUUCAAUGCGGUCAAGGAGAACUCACAGAAUGAUUUUAGUGCUAAGAUGCAGCUGUUUAAUAUAACGGGCAAGUUCAAUCCGAGAAUUGUGGAUGAACAGGCGCAGCUGCCUUCAAUGCUUGCCAAACUAAUGGUGCAGCACCUGGAUAUUGAUACCAAGUAUGAAAAGCUGCUCUUUGUUGAACAGUUCACCAUAGACUCCGUGCUGGAGCGUGAUAUUUUGAAACUCUACGUCAAGCUAAAAACAUUCCAAAUCAUCUAUAACCACAGCGAGAUUUAUGACUUUGUCAAUAACAAUUUCCUAGCACGCCAGCGUGCGAGCAGCGGACAUUAUCCGUUGCAGCUGCGCCACAAACAGCACUCGCUGCCAAGUAACUUAAGCCUGGAGGCGCUGAGCGUGCCGGCUAAGCAAGCAGGUGGUGGCGUCUUGGAGUGGCUAAUGCAGCGCAUGGUGGUCACAGGCUGUGCAGAGUUGUAUAAUGUGUCGCUGCUAAUGAAGCUGGACGACGAGCACAUUGCCAUGAGCGUUAGUCACACGCGCUUUCUGCUGGAACAGUUGGCGGAGAAGCGCAGCUCGCGGUAUAGCAACAAAUUUCUUAAUUUGCUUCUCAAUGAACGUCAGUGGAGUAUGGAGGUAAUGGUGGAGACACUAUGGUCCAAUUUGGGCAAUUCGAACAAUGAUACAAACAACUUAAAGAAGACGCACUCACCGGGCUCACCGUUCUUCUUGGGUGUCAGUCUGGUCAAGCUGUGCUCCUAUGCGAACACCACCAAGCUGGACAUAUCGAUACACACCUUUCGCACGGAGUAUAGCAUGCAGUUGGCAGAGUUUGUGGUAAAAUCGAUGCACUGCAUCAAGCAGUACGGUGGACUUAGCCGCAAAUCAGCUGUCAAAGCAACGACAACAGCCGCUGUCAAUCUGUCCGAGCCGGAGACGCCUCCGGGUACAGCGCUGCGUGUGUCUGUCAAGGUGAAGGACAUCACAGCAUACUUUGUAAAUCAUCACAAUGUCUACAUGCUGCUCAGCUUCUCCGAGCUCAGUCUGUCGCGAGCACAGCAUGUGGCCACACUUAAGCUAGAGGAAUUCCAGCUGGCCAUAAUGCGUGCUAUGACUGCCUCCUCCUUAUGCCUGACGGACUUCUCCGAUGUGUUUGCCAGCUGCAAGAUGAUUCGCCUGGAGCAUGAGCAGCAGCCGGUAACAGCGUCAGAGUCAGAGCAAUCUUUAGGCAAGCUGUCCAUUUAUAUACCUGGCAAUUCGGAAGCCUACUGGAACUCCAAUCUACACAUGCAUAUGCUAACCUUAGCACGAGAUAUGCAGGAUUUGAAAACAGAGCUGGCAUUACCAGUCAAAAAGCAACAACAACAGCAGCAGCAUGAAGAGCCUUUACCCAAGCUCAAGCUUAUCAUAGAGCUCUCCGCGGAACGCAGCACCAUAGUGGAGUUAAAGUUCUCAGAGCGCCACUCCAUACAGCUGUUUGUUGAGAAUCUGUUCUUCAGCCACAAGCAACGCAAUAUUAUUUACGCUGAGAAUGUGUUUGUCAAAAUCGAUGAUCAGCAUAUUUUGACGCUCAAGGAUAUAGACAUGCAGUCCUUGCCACGCAUGGAGACUCUUAGUCAUGAGCGCUUGAAUUUCCCUGGCUUUGUGCUGCCCUCCAACAAGGUGUGGGUGACGAACAUAGGCAGCUUCAAGGCCAUUUUUCCCUAUGAUCAUGACUUCUAUGAUGCUAUAAACAACGAAUUCGUCACACACUUCAAGUGGCUGAAGCUGGUGCACAACUACAAGAAGAAACCCUUUACGGUGGAUUCCCCGCUGCCCAGCGAUUGGGUUAUCAAAAUCAAAGAGUUUCUAUUGGAGAUAAGCGACGAUCCAUUUGAGGUCAAGCUGCGUGAUAAUUAUGUGCUGCUGGUGGACGAAUAUCUGGAGAGCCUGAAGCGCAAAUCUUUGUUUGACAAAAAGAUUGCUGAGCUGUGCUCGGAGCGACUGUUGGUGCCCGCCGGCACCAUUGAGAGCCUCUAUGCAAAUUUGGUCAAAAAGAACUCUGAGAUUUACAUACAACGAUCCAAGAAGAUUCGAGAAAGCGGCCCAGUACGCACACGUUUGCUUGCUUGGAUUAUGAACGAUGUGGAAAUACUAGCCAUGGCGGAUACUUCCAUACAUGGCUAUGACAAUGUUACACGCACCAUGCGUGAAAUUGACUCGGAGAGUCCCUGGCCCGAGGAGGGCUUACAGUUUACUACGCUCUGGUGUCGCGGCGUCAACAUUAGCUGUUCCGAGUGGAAGUUUAUGCUGCGCGACUUUCCGCAACCCAUGUUCUAUGUGAAGAGCAUGCGUCUCUAUGGCAAUCUCUGCGGCGCAGAGCAAGCAGCCUCCAAGCGUGCCAAACGUGAUGUCUUCGUAGACGUGGGCGAGCCUUUCCAGACGCAUGUGGUGCAGCGCAGCAUGCCCUCGAUAAAGUUCUAUCACGACUUUGACUGCGAGCUGGAGAGCUGUAGCUACGCCUUUGGACCCUGCUGGGAGCCGGUAAUGGCGCAAUGCAAUCUAAGCUUUGAGAAAAUCUCGGCACCCAGCAAGGAUCCUAGUCCACCGCUGCCUUUUUGGGAUAAGAUGCGUUUGCUGCUGCAUGGACGCUUGACUUUGAUAGCCAAGCAGUUUACUGUGCUGUUGCAUGCCUCACUGGAUCCGUACAACACCACAGAGGAAAUGGAGCUGACUUGGAACAAUUGCGGCAUUGUCUGGACCAAUGCCAAGAUUAUGUUCAAAGGCGAACUUAAUGUGACAGUGCGCACUGCUUCUCGCUAUGAUGAUUGCCGUCUGCUGCAUUUUCCCAAUCUGAAGCUAACGUUCAAGCUGAACUGGGUGUGUCUGGCUAAUCCUAAUGAUCAUCAUGCGGUAAUGCCCUGUGCUCCAGACAAGCUGCCAGAGUACUCCAGCAAUCAAGUGCAUGAUUCUUUUCGCGCCUUUCGCUCGGUGAAUCUGAAUAUUUGGGUUUCGUUUGAGACCAAGCCCAAGGCAGGCGAGGAAGUGGAACUGGACAUACCCAGCUUGGUGCUUUAUGGCAGCACCUUGCGCUGGUUUGAGAGCCUAAAGCUGAUACUCUCCGGCGUAACGCGUCCGACACGUCGUGGUCCUGUUUUUAACAAUGUGCGUCCACGCAAGAAGCAGCUAAGCCGGCACUACAAGAAGGCCAAUUUGCAAAUGUGUCUGCACAAGUUCCAGGUGCUUUAUUGGAUGUCGCAUGCGCUGCACAAGGGUUUCCAGCUGAAUGGACGACGCGUUUCCUUUGGCUCGGAGUAUAGCCUAACACUCAAUGCCAUUGAUGAUGGCUUGAUACACAGACCACGCGCCGACUGGGGCACCAUCUAUAUGAACUGUGAGCUUAACGAUGCGGAGAUCUGGCUAAAGAGCAUUGUCACUGAGAAGCUGGACAGCAGCGCCGAGAAUUUAGCCAGCGCUGCAUCGGAUGCUUUUAAAAUUGUGCGCUUUUAUUUUCUGAGCGUUGCCAAAGUGUCCUAUGGCCGUGAGGCUUUAAUGCCCAGUGCGCCCAACAACGCAGAGGACGAAGCCAAGGGCAAGUCGUCAACACCCACGCAUAAGCUAGUGGUCUAUGAUCUGAAAGGCGCCUGGACCAAAAGCAAUCGAGAUGUGGCCUUUGCGCUGUUUGAUUCGUUUAUGAAAUCGCAGAAGCUAAAGAAUAAUCUGUCCACGGAAGCGGUCAAGAGCUAUCGCAAGGAGGCGCCCAACUCAGCAAUGCUGAAGCACAAGCGCAGCGAUAGCACUAUAACCUUGUCCAGCACUAACUCCGAGGUGCUGCCCAUUGCCAAUCCGAAUGCUGCGCUGAAGAAGGCGCCCGGUCAGGUGCAUGCCACAGCCAUGUUGCAGCAGCUUAUUGCCGAGGCGGAUCACAAAUUCAAUGUGUAUAGCGAUGAUCACAGCACGCAGUCACGUGAGCUGCAGCUGCAGGGCUUGCAGGCUUGCUCCGCGCAGGAUAUUAUGCAUGAGAACUGGUCCAUUAGUCUGGUCAAUUCGCAGGUGCUGCUCAAGGGCUGCGAGACGUCCGGCUAUGUUAUUAUUAGUGCUGCCAAGGCGGAAAUUUUACAACGCGAGCAUCGGCCCGUGUGGCGUGAUCGCUCGCUUAUCUCCAAGACCACAUGGAAGGGUCUGCUCGAGUGCAUGCAGUACUAUGCCACAGUGAGCGCUGGCGACAAUGACUCGCUGCUGGAGAAGGAGAUCAUGUGGUUGACGGUGGACAAUAUACAGGAUAAGGACGAGAGCAGCAUAGUCAAUCAUCUGCCCGAGGACAUAUCGCAUUUGGUGGGCAGUGGACGCAGUGUGGGUGGUGUUGUCUCCGAAACCGUGGGCGCCUUUCUCAGUGACAACUCUGGCCAGGCACAGCCUGUGCAGCUGCAGCGCAUUGUAUCCAAAUGUAAAUGCGAAUUCUUUUAUGUCAGCUAUGGCGAUGCUAUAGAUCCCAAUAGCAUUACCGAAGUGCCGCCGCCGCCUGCUGAAGAGUCGCUAUCGCCCUGGGAGAAGCAAGAUGAUCCUGUGGAUGCGUUCACGCUUAUGCAUCACGACUUGGAUGUCUGCACCAAUUCGCUGCAGUAUGCCAUGAUCUUGGACAUAGUCAAUAAUCUGUUGCUCUAUGUGGAGCCACAACGCAAGCAGGCGGCUGAAAAGCUGGCGCGCAUGCGCUUCCAGCUGCAGCUGCACUCCACCGAGGAUCAAAAGCGGCCCAUACAGCAAAAGCAGACGCUGAUACGCAGUCUGCUGAUGAAGAUACGCUCGCUGGAGAAGGACAUACAUCUGAUCAGCAAGGAGCGCAUUGAGGAGGGCGACAGCUUGGAGCUGCGCAUCGAAUUUGAGCGCGUGCAGCAGCAGAUACGCGAGAGCAAGGAGGAGCUCAACAACUACAGCGAGGAGCUGGACAUGAUGCUGCUUUGCUACAAGGAGAAACAGCUGUCGCAGCUAAGUCGCAUAUCCAAUGUGCGCUCGGACAAAUCUGUAACCAUGGUGCGCACCAAUGAGAUUUGCUUUAAGCGCGCCCAGUGGCGUCUCACAGAGACAGAUGGACAAAUAGGCAUUGCGGAUUUGGUGCUGAGCGCUUUCCUUUAUACCAAAAAGUCCAAGAGCGAUGAUUCCGUGGAGCAUCUUCUUGAGCUAGGCAAUAUACGCAUGGAGAAUCUGCUGCCACGCGAAAUUUAUCGCGAUGUUUUGCUUGCCACAGAGAUACAAAAGGAUAUGCCCGUGGAUACGCAUAAGCGUGUGCUGCGCAUCUUUUGCCGCGAGAAGCCGCCAGUGGGCGGCAUUUCUGUCAAGGAUCAUUUCGAAAUUAAUGUGGCGCCCAUUACCAUUGCCAUUACCAAGAAGUUCUACAGCACUAUGCUGAAGUUCUGUUUCCCGGAUCGUGAUGCCUCCGAGACAGAGGUCAGCGAUGAGUUGGAUGACAAUGCAUCCAGCAGCUCCGCCUCCAUUACCAAUCUGCAAGCCAAGUCCAGCUCUACUUCGUCCUCCACCAAGCGCUCGGGUAAGAGUAAGAAGAGCUCGAAGGACUCCGAGUUUUAUGUCAAGAUAGAAAAGGACGACGUGGAGAAGAUGAAGGAGCGCGCCGAGAAGAAUAAACUUUUCAUCUAUAUCAAAAUACCCGAGGUGCCUGUCAGAGUCAGCUAUAAAGGCAACAAGGAGAAGAAUCUAGAGGAUAUUACUGACUACUCGCUGGUUAUACCUACGCUGGAAUAUCAUAAUGUCACCUGGACAUGGCUCGAUCUGCUGCUUGCCAUGAAAUCAGUGAGCAAGCGCGUCAUUGUCUCUCAGGCCAUUAAGCAAAAGCUACAAAUACAUCGACGACAGCCUCUCUUAACUGCGGGCGAGCGUGCCACGCCCCAAGAGGAGGAUAAGGCGAAGAUGCUGUUUGGCAAUCGAUUGAUGAACGAACAGAAAAACCAAAAGAAAGGCGGCGGCGUCUUUAAGUUCCCCUCCUCCAGCGGCAAACGCACCGAUUAAACUAUUUGAAUUUAUUUAUGUAUACUAAUUGUAAAUUAAUAAUUUAUGCUGUAUGCUGACUUUGCAACACUCUGGACUCGAGCAGAGCUGGGGUCAGUUAACUUGCCCCGCUUGAACAUAACUGUAAUAUAGUAUAUGCUAAAUUAUAUUGUAAACACACAUCACACACACACACACUCAAUCACUCAAGUAUUAUGCAAGUAAUAUAUAACUAACGUAUUAUUGUGUGUCUUUGUCUAUAAAUAAAUCAGUAAAUUUCAAACGCAAUUUAUUUAGAGUCAUCCCAUUUGCGAUUUGUAGCACGAUCUUAACCGUCACACUUUAUGGACAUUCUACGGUGCAAGUACUUCGACUGAUUGGAAGGUCCAACAGCUGGACACGCAUGCCACGAUGAACCAAUCGUGGCACACUUGAACAGAGCAAGCGAGUUGGAUGACCCAUACAUUGAAAAGCUUU